Molecule: messenger RNA, 4273 nt
Organism: Anarrhichthys ocellatus (wolf-eel)
Lineage: Eukaryota; Metazoa; Chordata; Actinopteri; Perciformes; Anarhichadidae
Product: stromal membrane-associated protein 1-like
Exons: 10
Coding region: 200-1423 (407 amino acids)
Biological process (GO): regulation of clathrin-dependent endocytosis
Cellular component (GO): cytoplasm
Molecular function (GO): GTPase activator activity; metal ion binding
Source: RefSeq, a predicted model, not a curated record
UUCCGACAGCCGUGAAGGCAGCAGGGAUGAUGCUGCCUUGGAUCCAUAUUACCUUGUUAGCAGGUUGCAAGCUAGCUGAACACAGGCGGUACAGUGCGGCUUCUAGGGGGAUGUCCCACCCUUUCUAAUACAAGCUCAGGACUCCCGUGUUUUUUUAUCGGCUCUACAACAGCGGGACUAGCUUCCAAACUUUGGCAAAAUGACGACGCGGUCGGAGCGAGAAAAAGCCCAGAAACUGAACGAGCAGCAUCAGGUCAUCCUGUCUAAACUGCUGAGGGAAGAAGACAACAAGCUCUGUGCCGACUGUGAGGCAAAAGGUCCUCGAUGGGCGUCAUGGAACCUCGGGGUGUUCAUGUGCAUCCGCUGUGCCGGCAUCCACCGCAACCUGGGUGUCCACAUCUCCAGAGUCAAAUCUGUCAAUCUGGACCAGUGGACACCGGAGCAGAUCCAGAGUAUGGUCGACAUGGGCAACAACAGGGCCAAACGGCUGUAUGAAGACCACCUACCGGAGAACUUCAGACGGCCACAGGUGGACCAAGCAGUGGAGGUCUUCAUCCGGGACAAGUAUGAGAGGAAAAAGUACUACAACAAGGAGGCCCUGGCUGCAGAACCGAAGGAGCGUGAAAAGAAAAAAGAGGAGAAGAAGAAAGAGAAGGACGUUGAUAAAGUGGAGAGGCUCAACAACACAAAGCAGUCCGAGUGUAAAGCCGGUCCCAAGGAAGGCGCAGAGCUGGCCGUGGACCUGCUGGGCCUGGAUGCCCCAAAGGAUGGUGGGAGGGGCUCGGGUGGUGCUGCACCAAUCAGCGAUGAACUGGACAUCUUUGGACCAAUGGUCUCCAACCCUCUCCCCUCUUCCAACAACACACAGCAGUCCUGCUCCGGUACAGCACCUCCACAGGCGGACCCCUCCACCUCCUCCUCCGCCUCCUCUUCCACCUCCACCACCACCACCACCAAGGCGGAGGAGAAGAAGAAGCUUCUAUCUAAGGACUCCAUCCUGUCUCUGUACGCCAGCAGUUCAGUGGCCAGUCAGCCGCAGAGCCAGCAACAGCCUGCUCCAGGGCAAGCAGGAAUGUACGUGGGCCAGCCUCAGAUGCAGUUCACCCCGCAGGGUUUCGCUCCAGGGGCGGCCGGAGCCGUCCCACCCACCACCGCCACCAUGAUGGGCGGAGGGGCCGUGAUGUCCAGCGUGGCUCUGCCCAACGGCGGCUACGUGGGCAUGCAACAGCAGGGCGGGAUGCCAGCCAACCAAGGGCAGAACAUGUACUGCAUGCAGCAAGGACAGUGGAGCAUGAGCCAGAUGACUCAGCAGAUGUCAGGCAUGGCUGUGAGUGGUGGCCAGUCAGGGGCCCCCGCGGCCGGCUGGCCCGCGGCUCCCCCGCCGGCUUCUGGCCAGACCCUCAGCACUCAGCUGUGGAAGUGACAAGCAGGAGGUCCGGAGGAGGAGAGUGUGUGGGGGUGUGGUGGGGUUGAACGGAGGGCAGUCAUAUGGCAACAAAAACAGCCCAAAAAGGUGCUCCUGACCCACCCAGCUCCGAAUAAAGAACGCACAACAGGGGCAGUUCAACUGCCUUUAAUGCCCCCCCAGCCGCAAAAAAAAAAAAAAAAAAAAACCUACCCACCGUAAUUCCUUUAAUAAGACAAGAUGACAUCACACUGGAUGGAGCGGGGGAAAUAAGACAGUCUGGCAGCUGUCGUUUCCCGCCUUGAUUUUCUCUGUUGUGACCAAACAGCAGAAUCUGAAAGAUUCCAGUGUCUAUUAUAGUAAUAUUGUAUCCUUACCAAAAUGGAUAGUUAGUGAAUAGUCUUUCAAUACCUACAGUAGAUAUGGCUAUCUUGUGGUUGUCCCUCCCUCUGCUGUGUAUAUUGUAACCCCCCCCUCUCUGUAGGGCAGAUAGUCGUCUGAACAGUACUGUAUUUAUGUGACUAUGAUGUGAACCUCCCACUGUUUUCAGAGCAUAGGAGAGAGCUUGAAGCCCUUCUCCUCUCGAUUACUUUGAUUCUGGUUUGACCUCGUUGACGUUCCAGAGGUGGCAUUGUCCAGGUAACUUUACGGGGUUUGAAGCUGCUUACGGCCGAUGUAAUUUUGUUCCCAGUCACUGUCAUGUAAUUUGACCAGUUUCAUACAAAGAAUUUGAAACCUUUGAGCAGUCAAAUAGUGUCUCAUUACGACAACUUCAAGUUGUUGUUUUUUCUCCCACAGCAGCCACUGAUAAGCUCUACAGUACAGAGCAGACACACCAGUGGCUCCGAACCUUGAGGUUGAGUCAGAACUGCACAUGAGUAAGAUCAUUAAGAUAGGGAACAAGAAAGUCUUGCCUCCACGGACUCUAAAAUUUAUUGAACUUAAACCUUUUAACAGCUUAACCACUCAUUGAACUUCUCACAGCUCAUACACAUAAUCAAACUAGAGUUGCUACGAUAUUAAUACCAGUAUCAGAAAUGCCUUUGGUAUCGGCGAGUCCCUGCACCAAUCCGAUAUCACGUUAUCGUAUCAUUUAUAAGCUUGUUUACGCUACACCGGAACAACAACAACACAUCACAUCACUCGCUGACCGACCUGUACGGCACAUCGUCAACUCUUAACAGAGAUGAGAGAGAAGCGAGACUGCUCACUCGCCAUCAGCUCCGGGGAAAAAAACAAUCGCUGCGUCCAAAAUCGAUGGUGGAAAUAGCCAACGGGUGAGCCGUCUUGCUUCAUGCACAUGCUCAGUAGUGAUUGGGCAGGUGCUAGUGACGAUGUAAAGUUAGCCAGAGCUAGUAAAAUUUCAGCAAUUUGGCAAAAUUCUGAACACACUGGUAUCUGAUUGAUACUUAAAUUCAGGUAUCGGAAUCUGUGUCAGGAAGGAAAAAUAGAAAAUAAUUGUAAUAGAAAAUAAUUCAAAAAGUUUUCUUCGUUAUAAAGCAAUAUCAGUCAGCCCAUACAACGACUUACAAAAGAUUACCAACAUUGAUGAUAACACAGACAAUCUCAUGUCGGUUUGCUUGGUAUCGAGCUGGAGCCAGAAGGCGAUUAGCCUAGCUUAGCUUCCAGACUGAAAGCAGGGGGAAACAGCCUGGCUCUAUCCAAAGUUUCAAAAAUCUUAACCUCAAAAGCUUCAUCAAUUGACUAAAAAUAUAAAAAUACAAUAACUCAGUAUUCACUGUGUAGAUAUUUUACACACAUUGUAACAACAGAUACUCCAAUUAAUAACAAUGUUUGUCAAGCCCGAGUUGCAGGAAGACAUUCCCUUAAAAGAGUCAAAAAGCUGAAGGUUUGGAACCACGAAUGAAUAUUAACCCUACUCUGGAUGUGACAACACUCGUAGUAUCACUAGUAUAUUAUUAUAUUUAUAUGCAGAUGAUACAAUGCUGUUUGUCAUACGGCGAGCUGGUUGAAAACAACCCAGGAGGUUCCCUUUAAGUGAUUGCUGGGAGCCUCUGGGUCCUCUGUAGCCACGCUGUGGUGUUUUAAAGCCUAACGAGCUGGGUUCAGUGGACCCUGGGCUCCGAGCCAUUGAAAACUUGCCUUGUUAUAGAAAUGAGCUGUUUCCCCUGCGCUCCCAGCCGAAUAUAAUGCACUACUGGAAUCGCAGCAGUAUGUCUUUACUGCACUUUAGUAGGUAGUAUCGUACCUCCGGCUGUGUCGUGGUUUCAUCAGUCGGGUUGUUUUAAUGGGAACGGCAGAGACGGAAUAAACUGUUCCAACUGCUGGGGAGGACUUCUACAAUCUUUUUUUUCUUUAAAAAAAACAACUGGACCAAUGUUGCUCCCCUCAUGUGUGAUGCUGUAACUGUAUAUUCUACCAUCCACCAUCUUUGUUGUGGUGUUUCGUUGUGUGUGGUACAAGAGAAGCACAGGUAUUCUGAAGCAAAUAAACCUGGGGGACCAAUCAGAGGGCUAGACGAUGGGGGGGGUUGGGGUUGGGGGGGGGGGGGGGAAGAGGAGAGGAGGAUUGGACAGCGCUAGCAAAAGGGGACCUGCAUGAAAAAUGAUGGAUGGGUCCCAUCGCCACUGUCCAGUCCUCGUUUAUUCAGACUUAAGAUCAGAGGAGCAAGAGUAGAAAUGAAUAAACAUGCAUACUAGUGGGAUCAGUAGUAUCAAUACAUGUCGCUACUGAAUAUUUGAAACGGUUUCAAUACUCAUUUUCAACAGUAUGGAUACACAGGUACCAGCUGGGCUGCCUUUCUGCUCUCUCUUGUCCAACGGCGAGUUCUCACACACACACACACACACACACACACACACAUUGCUGUUUAUCUUUUAAUAAAGAUCUCAGAUUUGAUGCCCUCAA